Messenger RNA from Vigna unguiculata (cowpea), 2186 nucleotides. RefSeq names its product ABC transporter F family member 1-like. Lineage: Eukaryota; Viridiplantae; Streptophyta; Magnoliopsida; Fabales; Fabaceae. Gene Ontology annotation, molecular function: ATP binding; ATP hydrolysis activity. The record is from RefSeq and is a predicted model, not a curated record.
UUAUACGAGUAUAUAUAUUAUUUGGAAGCAAAAGGUUAAGGCAAGUCCUUCCGGAGGGGACACGUGGAAGCGCACAGUUCUAUAUGUACCAAACCUCACCUCUUACUCCUACUUCUUCCUCUGCAACCGAAGCUUUGAACCCUAAGCCUUUACUUCAUCAGAAUUUUACACUUUCACGGUACCAUCAAUCCAACGGAGGGCUUUUAAUCUGUCGUCUUUUCGCUCUUUCAUCAAAGGAUAUUGAAGAUGGUGUCCGACGCAAGCAAGAAGAAAGCUGCACAGAAGAAGGCGGCGGCGGCGGCCAAGAGAGGUGGCAAAGCGGUAGCUGCUUCUUCCAAAACGUCGACCUCCGAGAAGCCAGCCGACAAGCUCGCCGACGGAAUUGGGGAGAUUUAUAUUUCCGAUCGAACCUGCACCGGCGUCCUCUGCUCUCAUCCUCUUUCUAGGGAUAUUAGGAUAGAAUCUCUCUCAGUUACUUUCCAUGGGCAUGAUUUGAUAGUUGAUUCUGAAUUAGAGCUAAAUUAUGGAAGACGUUAUGGCUUGCUCGGAUUAAAUGGUUGUGGAAAAUCUACCCUUCUUACGGCAAUAGGUUGUCGAGAGCUACCUAUUCCAGAUCACAUGGAUAUUUAUCACCUUACCAGAGAAAUCGAAGCCUCUGAUAUGUCUGCAUUGGAGGCUGUCAUAAGCUGUGAUGAGGAAAGGUUGAAAUUGGAGAAAGAAGCUGAAGCUUUGGCAGCUCAGGAUGAUGGGGGUGGUGAAACACUUGAACGUGUUUAUGAACGAUUGGAAGCCUUAGAUGCAUCAACUGCAGAAAAGCGUGCUGCCGAAAUUUUAUUUGGUCUUGGUUUCAACAAGCAGAUGCAGGCAAAGAAGACCCGUGAUUUUUCUGGUGGCUGGAGAAUGAGGAUAGCUUUAGCUCGUGCUCUAUUUAUGAACCCGACCAUUCUUUUACUUGAUGAACCAACCAAUCACCUCGAUUUGGAGGCUUGUGUGUGGCUAGAAGAGAAUUUGAAAAGGUUUGACCGCAUUCUGGUUGUGGUUUCACACUCCCAGGAUUUCCUUAACGGUGUCUGCACAAAUAUCAUCCACAUGCAAAACAAGAAGCUGAAGCUCUAUACUGGGAAUUAUGAUCAAUAUGUUCAGACACGUGCUGAGCUUGAAGAGAACCAGAUGAAGCAGUACAAAUGGGAGCAGGAGCAGAUUUCCUCCAUGAAGGAAUAUAUAGCUCGAUUUGGUCAUGGAUCAGCCAAACUGGCACGCCAAGCCCAGAGUAAAGAGAAAACUCUAGCAAAAAUGGAGCGAGGUGGACUGACAGAGAAGGUGGUAAGAGACAAAAUUCUGGUAUUCCGGUUUGUUGACGUGGGAAAACUUCCACCCCCUGUCCUCCAAUUCGUGGAGGUGACAUUUGGUUACACUCCUGAUAAUCUGAUCUACAAAAACCUUGACUUUGGGGUUGAUUUAGACUCUAGGAUUGCUCUGGUUGGACCCAAUGGUGCUGGGAAGAGUACGUUACUGAAACUAAUGACUGGCGAUCUGGUACCUGUGGAUGGCAUGGUUCGACGCCACAAUCACCUUCGAAUUGCACAAUUUCACCAGCACUUGGCUGAAAAGCUAGACAUGGAAUUGUCUGCUCUACAGUUUAUGAUAAAAGAAUACCCCGGAAAUGAGGAGGAGAGGAUGAGAGCAGCAAUUGGUAAAUUUGGACUGUCGGGUAAAGCGCAGGUGAUGCCGAUGAAGAAUUUAUCUGACGGGCAGAGGAGCCGCGUGAUAUUCGCAUGGUUAGCUUAUAGACAGCCUCACUUGCUCCUUCUGGAUGAGCCAACUAACCAUUUAGAUAUUGAAACAAUUGACUCCUUGGCUGAGGCACUCAAUGAAUGGGACGGUGGCAUGGUGCUUGUUAGUCAUGAUUUUAGGCUCAUAAAUCAAGUGGCCCACGAGAUAUGGGUUUGCGCUGAUCAAGCUGUGACCAGAUGGGAAGGUGACAUCAUGGAUUUUAAGGAGCAUUUAAGAUCAAAGGCUGGUUUAUCUGACUGAACUCAACAAAUUUGUCUAAUUACGUGUUUAUAUUAUACAACCUGAGGUUUGAGAUAGUUUAUGGUUCACAAAUCAUGCUUGCUGUCCACCAUCAUACAUAUCACGGUAUGUUAUUCAUCAUUUAUGCCACUAACUUCAUACGUUUGGAUAAA